CACUACUCUUGACGACCAUCCUAAAUACUCGCCGUUGCAUACGCUCAACAUAUUUCAACUACACAAAAUCAUCAGCACGACGGCAUCAUGACGCAGAACGCACUAGUAACAAACUUCCUACUGCAGCUAUGCUUCGCUAUGCUGGCUGUUGCAGCACCUGCUUCUGAUCCCACGGUGGCGGCUACAGCAUACGGCAACACCUGGCAGUAUGGUACUGGUGGCGGUAUUCUUGGCUUCGUUGUGCUCGUGUUGGACAUUAUUGUCUUCAUCGAGGUUCUCAAGUCCGACCGCCCCGUUAGCCACAAGGUGCUCUGGUGUCUUGUCGUGUUCCUAUUCCCGAUUGUUGGCAUGGUUAUCUAUUGGCUGUUUUCAAACCGUGCUGCCCAUAACUCGCGGGCUGGAUAUGAAUCUAUUGCGUAAAGCACAUUAAAAUGGAAUUAGACCCUUACGCAGAGCUCGGCUACAGGCUGCGACUGGCAAGAAUAACAGCAAGUGUAAAAGCUUGCUCUUCAUUUCGAAUCACGUCGAAACCUGGCUACCUACAUAGUUCUAAGUAACCCUAAGCUGUUUACAUCACG
Molecule: messenger RNA, 578 nt
Organism: Colletotrichum destructivum
Lineage: Eukaryota; Fungi; Ascomycota; Sordariomycetes; Glomerellales; Glomerellaceae
Product: Putative cardiolipin synthase
Exons: 2
Coding region: 88-420 (110 amino acids)
Source: RefSeq, a predicted model, not a curated record